UAAACGCUCGGCUGUGUAACGUCGUUCCACAUCGUUCAUUAUAAAUGCAGAUUUAUUAAAAUAUAAAUAUAUGUAUACAUUUAUUUACAAACAGCACAAUGGAAGACCAGCAAGGACGAGACUCGGGGCACCAGGAACUGACGAUCCACACUCCCUCUCACCCCCUGCCUGUUGAAAUCCAGCAGAUGGAGGCGGCGGAGACGAGCUGCUGUUACUGCGGCGUGAGCUACCUGAUCCUGCACGAGUUCCAGCGUCUGCAGGAGCACCUGAGGGAGGUGGAGAGGGAGCUGGAGCUGGAGCGGGGGAGCGUGGAGAGAGAGAGGGAGACCAGGAGAGAGCUGCAGAGCGCACGCGUUCAGCUCCGAGAGCUCAGAGCGGCUCAGCAGCUCCACCAGGAGAGACUCGAGGCUCUGGAACUGCAGGCCUCCCUGACCGCCCGCGAGCUGCAGGACGCCCAAACGGAACGCGCCACACUGCGAGCCGAGCUGGACGAGGAACUCGGCCACGGCACGAGACUCAGGACCGUAUGUAAGAGACAGCGCGGCGCUCUGAGAGACGCCCGGACGUUGCUGCAGUCCUGCGCCGCCGAGCUGCACGCCGUGAAACGGGAGAUCUCGCCGAUAUCACGGCACUGGGACGCCAGCAGGGCGGCGAUACUGCAGCACUCUUCCGCUGCACGGUCAGAGUGCGCUGGUCUUCGGGAGAAGGUGGUCCAGGAUGAGGUGGAGCGGGUCCGGCUGCAGCAGGAGGUUCAGGAACUUCAGGGACGCCUAAACACCAGCCAGCUGAAGAUCCGAGAGCUGGAGGGGCGCGUUCAGAACCAGGAGCUUCUGCAGAGACAGAACCAGCGAGACCAGUUACACAUCCAGGAGCUGCAGCAGGAGGUGGAGGCGCUGCAGGAGGCGCUGCAGGAGGAGGUGCAGAGGAGUCGCAGUGACCGGGAGCGUGUGGAGGAACUGCUGCAGACCAAGCAGAAGGAGGAAGAGGAGCGCAACUCUGAGCAUCGGCUGCUGAGCGACCAGCAGAGCGCCACCAUACACAGUUUGUCCCGGGACCUGAAGGAAAAGGAGGAAAGCUGGUUGUCAGGCCAACAGCGAUGCCAGUUCCUGCAGCAGCAACUGCUGACGUGGCAACAGAAGGAGGCGGAGACGAGGCGGGAACUGGAAGGAGCGCUGCAGGAGGGUCAAAAGUUUAGAGACGAGAGGGAGGCGCUACAGCGUGCACAGGAGGAGGAGCUGCAGGAGCAGGAGAGCACGUUCAGAAGAAGACUGGAGCUCAGCCAGGUGGAAAACGCACAGGUAACGCUAAAGUCUGAGAAGGUUGAGAUGAUGAAGCUGUUGGAGCAGAGCGAGUGUGAGCUGAGGAGAGAUUUCACUCUGGAGCUCGACAUCCAGAGACAGAAGAACCAGCAACUGGUCGACCAGUACCAGUCCCAAUACCAAACACUACAGGACCAGCUGCCGGCUCUGGUGGCCUCGGCCGCGCAGGAGCUGAGAGACGAGGUGUCGGAGCUGGAGGCUCGGCUGAGAGUGCGGGAGGUGGAUUUGCAGCGUGUACGAGAGGAGAGAUCACACCUGGAGAAGCAGCAUCAGGGUACGACGCUGGAACUGGAGAAGCUUCUCAGAGACGUCCGGCAACUCGGGGAGGAGAACAGCGGUCUGACCGACGAGAACGCUCUGCUGCAGGAAACAGUGAGGCGCGAGUGUGAGGAGCGGGCAGAGCUAACGGCCGCCCUUUCACUGGCGAGAGAGCGGCUGCUGGGCAUCGGACAGGCACCGUCGGGCCCCUUGGACUCCCACCGAUCCGUCCGAUCCUCCCUGCCUAGCCUGACCCCCUCACACGCCCGGGACUCCACCGGUGGAGGGAGGAGCGCGGCGUCCUGGCACGAUUCCUCGCGGCAGAAGCUGCCCGCUCUGCCCAGACUCGACUCUGAGAGAGCGACCUCGGUCAGCGGGCCACGCCAACGCGUCAAUGGAGAAGCGAGCGUGACAACUAAUCCCAAACCACCCACACGUUUAAACCCUCCCCCCUCCCUCAGUACACACAUGCACUCAUGAACACACACGUAUGACGGCAGUGCAGCCUCCCACGUGGUCUUUCAUACACGCAGUCCUCCCUCCCUCCCUCCCUCCCCCAGACACACGCGAGUACAGAACAGGGAGUGUAGAGGUCCAUCUCACGCACGCUUAGCCUAGCAUCUCUUACAUCCGCUUACAUCGCUCACCAUCUCUGAACUCUCACGCGCGUUCCUCGGGGACCGCCGCCACCAGUACGUCCACCUCUGCUGGCCUGCUACAUUAAGCAUACUGUACUUUAUUAUGUUAAAGGUGUUUAUAUUUGCUUUUUAUAUUAAACUGUUCCACACAUGAA
Messenger RNA from Trichomycterus rosablanca, 2370 nucleotides. It is a transcript of the gene lekr1, whose product is annotated as leucine, glutamate and lysine rich 1. The record is from RefSeq and is a predicted model, not a curated record. NCBI's taxonomy places the organism in Eukaryota, Metazoa, Chordata, Actinopteri, Siluriformes, Trichomycteridae. The transcript is spliced from 14 exons. Bases 99 to 2057 code for a protein of 652 amino acids.